AUGAACAAUAUUUACGGGCCAAAUCAGUGGGAUGUUAAGGUUGUACCAAGGUUCAUCGAAAUUGCCAAGGUUCGAGGCGAGUAUACGGUUCAAGGAUCUGGAAAACAAUUAAGAUCAUGGCUGUAUGUUGACGACGCAAGCAAAGGCAUCCAAAGGGUUUGCGAAAGAGGAAAACUAGGAGAGAUCUACAAUCUAGGCACGUAUUUCGAGAAGAAUGUGAACGAUCUUGCUCACGUAAUUCAAGCUGAGGUAGAUCGACAACUCGGUCGCGAACUGCUUCCACCACGAUUUAUAUCAAUCCCUGACAGGCCAUACAAUGACAUGCGGUACCUUAUCGACAUCUCAAAAGCGGAAAAGGAUCUCGACUGGACACCACAGAUCAGCUUCGAAGAAGGCAUGAGAAGAACGGUGGCAUCGGCUUUGCAACAAAAGGAGAGUGUGAAGAUGCACGUAGCUCUCUACGGUGGGAACGGUUACGUUGGACAAGCUUUUCAGAAGACACUGGAGCAAAGGAGAAUACCGUACGUUCUCGCAAAGUCAAAAGUCGGCGUCAAUACUGACGACGAAGUUGAAAGUGAACUCGCCACUCUGAAUGUGACCCAUGUGGUCUGCCUUACUGGAAGGACCCACGGAAAUGGUAUAAACACCAUAGAAUACCUUGAAGGUGGUCCAGACCGAGUUUCCGAGAACGUUCGGGAUAACAUGUACAGUGCUACGACUCUGGCUCACUUUUGUCGCAAACUCGGCCUUCAUUUCACUUAUGUGGGAACGGGAUACAUCUUCGCCUACGAUAGCACUCAUCCAAUCGGUGGUCAAGGCUUCACAGAAGAAGAGAUCCCAACAUUUUUUGGUUCUUCGUAUUCGGUUGUAAAAGGAUUCACUGAUCGUCAAAUGUCACAUUUCAAUGAGAAAGGCUGGGAAAACAUUAACGCACGAAUCACUCUGCCGCUGACGUACGAACUCGAUCAACCGAGAAAUCUACUCUCCAAAAUAAUAACGUACAAAGAGAUCUUUGAUUUACCUGUGUCCAUUUCAAUACUGCCGGACUGCUUCAAUGCUAUGCUUUCACUUAUGGAGAAGAGAUUCGGAGGUCACUUGAAUCUCGUCAAUCCGGAACCAAUCAGCCUUUAUGAGAUUGUGCGACUAUACAAAGAGAUUGUCGAUCCAAACGUUGAUCCUAAGCCGAUUGGAACAUCAACGGAACGCGGACAAACUCUGCUUGCCACAAAAGGAAACUGCGCUCUUGACACGAAGUUGCUGGAAUCGCUGGAGCGCAUUCCAUCUUCAAGAGAAUCUCUCAUAACAAAUUUCAAACUCAUGAAACAAUCUUAG
Messenger RNA from Cooperia oncophora, 1332 nucleotides. Lineage: Eukaryota; Metazoa; Nematoda; Chromadorea; Rhabditida; Trichostrongylidae. The record is from the annotation of a GenBank genome assembly.